Molecule: messenger RNA, 1498 nt
Organism: Helicoverpa armigera (cotton bollworm)
Lineage: Eukaryota; Metazoa; Arthropoda; Insecta; Lepidoptera; Noctuidae
Product: polyprenol reductase
Exons: 4
Coding region: 176-1102 (308 amino acids)
Biological process (GO): polyprenol catabolic process; dolichol-linked oligosaccharide biosynthetic process
Cellular component (GO): endoplasmic reticulum
Molecular function (GO): 3-oxo-5-alpha-steroid 4-dehydrogenase activity
Source: RefSeq, a predicted model, not a curated record
GUCACUGUCAAAAGCACGUACAAAUCGCUGACUUCGCUGAGCCGUCAGAGCUAAAGAAUGUAGAACAACGAAAGUUAAAAUGAAUUGGUGUCCCGUUAGAUCUCGUAUUCGCGUCUCAGAAGUGUUUAGAUACACAACACGUACUGUGCACUGCCUUUUAUAACAAACAAGAAACAUGGACGACUAUAUCAACGUUAUAGAUUUCAUAUUUCUAAACUUGGCUUUCGCAGUCACAUUUACCGGUGUUAUCAUUAAUAAUUUUGAAAAAUAUGUUCCUGCUUUUAUUAUAAAGGGUUAUCGAUAUGGGGCCUUUGCCUAUCAAGGAUCUGACGCCAAUUUCCUGCAAGUUAUUGAGAUCCCGAAGGCGUAUUAUAGACAUUUUUAUUUAUUUUCAACUCUAUUCAGUGCUUCGAUGUUGUCCUAUAUGGUCUUAGUAUACUUCUUUGGGGCAACCGUUAGUUUUCCUGUCCACUUCGUGUUGAAGGUGCUGCUACAGGAAAAUGAGCCUUCUGUGUCCGUCACAGCAGCCCUAUUAGCAUUGACACUGCUAACAAUACAAUGCAUCAGGCGUCUAUAUGAAACUUACUACAUGCAGGUCUUUGCCAAGUCUAGUAAGAUGAACCUGAGUCACUACCUCGCUGGGAUCAUACAUUACUUUGCUUGCAUCAUCGCUGUGGUUGGGCAAGCUCCGAUGUUUUGUGGCAACCAAUCUCGAGACGCCAUCAAAUGGAACGACCUCCGUACUACGAUCCUCUCUAUACCUUGCACAGUCAUAUUUCUAAUGUCUUGGUACGAGCAGUUCAAAACGAACCAAAUUUUCGCGAACUUGCGCAAAGACAAGAAAUCUGGUGAAGUGGUGACUGAGGAACAUAAGAUACCUCAUGGGAGAAUGUUUGAAUAUGUUUCGAGCCCGCAUAGAAUGUGCGAGAUUAUUUUAUAUACGGUUCUGCUGUUACUAGUCCCAACGAAGACUUUCUUCUGCAUUUAUUUGUGGGUUUUGGGUAACCAGAUUCAAACUGCUAUCCAAGCCCACGACUGGUACAAAAAGACAUUCGACAAAUACCCCGCGAACAGGCUCGCGGUUUUCCCGCGCUUAUUGUAGUUUGCCGCGCUUUUUUAAAUUAAGAAGACUGAGCAUUUAUUUUUUUAUUAUUUAUUGGAGUAGAAUGUAAGAGAAAAGACAAGAUAUCACAAAUACAAAAUCUUAUUCCUCAGAAGGAGGUAAUUAAUAAUGAAAGCAACAUAGAGAAUGUUGGCUUACUAUAUAUAAUGGGUGCAAAACUGCAAAAAGUGGUAAACGUUAGAGGAAAAUGUAUCUGAUUAAGGUGAUAGAGUGGCCUUAUCAUUUUUAUUCUCGAUUGUUAGGUAAAACUCAAAACAGGGAUAAUUAACUGGCUAAAAAAAUGUUAAUAUUUUCGGCCAUUUAGCUAGUGAGCCAGAGAGGCAUAUAAAAUAUUGUAGAAUUUAAUGACAAAUAUAUUUUUUUAGUUAUCAUUAA